Molecule: messenger RNA, 7584 nt
Organism: Eimeria maxima
Lineage: Eukaryota; Apicomplexa; Conoidasida; Eucoccidiorida; Eimeriidae
Exons: 9
Coding region: 1-7584 (2527 amino acids)
Source: RefSeq, a predicted model, not a curated record
AUGAACAAUCCGACAGACAUUCAUGAUACCCACGAGAAGGGGCCCCCCCAAGAGGGUAGCGGGGGGCCCCCCAACGUGGGUACUGGGGGGGACCCCUUGGGUACUGGGGGGCCCCCCUUGGGUACCGAGGGCCCACUAUCAAGUUUAGAGAAGCCGCGGUCUCUCUCCAAUAACGAGGAAGAGGGGCCCCCUUCACCUGCUGCUGCUACAGAGGGGCCCCCACCCGCCGAAGAAGCUGUUGUUCUAGGGGGGCCCCCAGAAGCAGCAGCAGUAGUUUUAGGCGGGGCCCCCCCAGAAGCACCAGCAGCAGCAGCAGCAGACGCAGCAGUUUUAGAGGGGCCCCGAGGAGCAGAAGCUCACGAGGAGGCACCCUCACAAGUUGGGGGCCCCGUAGGGCCCCCACCGCAUUCCGUCGUCUUGGGGCCCCCCUCCGUUGCUGCAGAGGGGCCCCAAGCAAAGGAAGAGGGGCCCCCACCUGAUUUGGGGGCCCCUCAGAAAGAAAUGGGAGAGGGCACCCCAAAUCUUUUGGUGGAGGCCUCCCCGCAGCAGCAGCAGCAGCAGCAGCAGCAAACCCCUGAGGGCAGCGUGGGCCCCACUUCUCCGUCGGUGUGCCCACAGGGGCCCCCAGAAGGGAAUCCGUCCGAAGCCAACUGCAGCAGCAACACCGAAAGCAAGAGCAGCAAAUUGGAGCAGCAGCAGCAGCAGGGGCCCCCCAUCGUGGAUAGAGGGGCCCCUCAAGACACUGAGCGGCCUCCUGUGGUACCUGCGGGGCCCCUGCCUGUUGGGGGCCCCUUGUCUCCCUUCAAGGCACCUCUAGAGGAACAAAGACAACAGGGAGGGCCCCUCCAACGGGAGGGAGCCCUCCAUCAUGGGGGCCCCACGGAAGAUGAUGUGAGGGGCCGCCAAGCUGCGGGCCCACCCCAGGCAGCGGGGGCCCCCCAAGCAGCUGGGGCCCCCAAAGGUGAGGGGGCCCUCCUACACCGCAGCCACCAUUUGGGGUUAUAUGGGGAUUUGGGGGCCCCUAGGGGGUCUGCAGGUACCCCUUCUUUAGAUAAUAAAAAAGAAGAGGGUUUAGUGGGUACUAAAGGUAAUAAUACCCUUUUUUCUUCUCCUUCUCCUCCUGUAAACGAAGACAUAAACACCCUCAAGACUGGGGCCCCUGUGGGAGAGGGGGCCCCUCGUACACAAGAGGGAGCUCCGGAGGGAAAGGGGGACCCCGAGGGAGAGGGGGCCCCACAACCUCAAGAAGGGGCCCCGGGGGGAGAAGGGAUUCCGCACACUAAUGAGGGGGCCCCUGAGGGAAAGGGGGCCCCUCAAACUAAAGAGGAGGCCCCUCAAACUAAAGAGGGGGGCCCUCAAACUCAAAAGGGGGUUCCUGAGGGUACUGAGGCCUUUGAGACCCGGCAGACCCUUGGGGGCCCUGGGGCCCCUGGGGCCCCUGGUGGCCCCGUUAAGACCCUUGGUGUUGCUGAGGGUACAGGGGCCCCUAUGUCCGAUUUUAAAUCACCAGAUGUUUCUUCUGAUGGUGGGAGCCCCCAUGGUGGGGCCCCCGAGGUGUUGUCUGUACCCGCAGAGGGGGCCCCGGAGUCAGCAGGUCAUGAAGGAGCCACCAAGGAAGAGGGGGCCCCACCGGAUGCACUUGGGGCUCCCCCGGUUGCACUUGGGCCCCCCCCGGUUGCACUUGGGGCCCCCGUGGCUUCUUUAAAGCCUCAUGCUAUUGAGGAGGCCCCCAUUGCGGGGCCCCCUGAGUUGGCAACUGCUGCUGCAGCAGUUGGAGCAACAGCAGCAGCAGCAACAGCAGCAGCAGCAACAGCUACAGCAGCAACACCCGCAGCUGCCGCUGCAACAGCAGCAGCAGCUGCUGCAUCGGAAGAAGCUGCCUCCGAAGCAAAGGGAAGACACGAAGGGGACCCUCAGGGGCCCCCCGAGGUAUCCGCACAACUAGCACAACUAAGGGGGCCCCCCGAGGUACCUGUUGAAGGACCCUUAAAGGGUACUACUAUUGAGGGGGGGGCCCCCGAGCGCAUGCACCGUGCCACCGUACCCCGUGUGGGGUUUGCACUCAGCCAGCAGCUCCAGCAGCAGCGCCAGCAGCAGCGCCAGCAGCAGCGCCGGCAGCAGCGCCAGGUGCAGAAGGAGCAGCAGCAGCUGAAGCAGCAGGAACUCGAGCAGCAGCAGCUGGAGCAGCAGCAGCAAUCCGAACAGCAGCAGCAGCAAUCCGAACAGCAGCAGCAGCAAUCCGAACAGCAGCAGCAGCCAUCCGAGCAGCAGCAGAAGCAAUCCGAACAGCAGCAGCAACAAUCCGAACGGCAGCCGCAGCCGCAGCAUGGGACGGACCAGCAGCAGCAGCAGCAGCAACAGCAUCCACAGCAGCAGGAGGAGCAGCAAGAGCAGGAAAAACCGCCGCUGCAGGACAAGGAGGAGGAGCAGCAACAGCAGCAACAGAGACAGUUGCAACAGCAGCAGAGACAGGAGGAGCAAGAACAAAAGAAGCAGCAGCAACAGAAGCAGCAGAAGAAGCAGAAGCAGCAGCAGCAGCAACAACAGGAGGAGCGAGAACAAAAGGAACAGCAGCAACAGAAGCAGCAGCAGCAGCAACAGGAGGAGCAAGAACAAAAGGAACAGCAGCAACAGAAGCAGCUGCAGCAACAACAGGAGGAGCAAGAACAAAAGGAACAGCAGCAACAGAAGCAGCAGCAGCAACAACAGGAGGAGCAAGAACAAAAGGAACAGCAGCAACAGAAGCAACAGCAGCAACAGCAACAGGAGGAGCAAGAACAAAAGGAGGAUCAGCAACGGAAGCAGCCGCAGCAGCAGCAGCAGCAGCAGCAGCAGCCGCAGCAUACGGGCAGCGUGAAGGCUGUUUUUGCGGGCCUAUGGAAUCGAUUGCGUUGGGGACAGGGGCAAGCGCAGCAGCAGCAGGAGCAGCAGCAGCAGCAGCAGCAGCAAGAGCAGCAGCAGCAGGGAGAGCAUCAUCACCUGCGUCGUCCUAGACGCGUGAGUGGAUCCUUCGGACGCCCCAAGCUGCAGCAGCAGCAGCGGCAACGGCGGCAGCAGCAGGACAAGCAGCAGCAGCAGCAACCGCAACAGGAGGAAGAAGCGCAGCAGCAGCAAGAACAGACGGAACAGCAGCAGCCAGAGAGUCAGCAGCAGCAACAGCAACAGAACGAAUCGCCACAGCAGCAACCGCAGCACGGGGAAGAAGAACAGCAGCAACAACAGACACCAGAACAACAGCAGGAGCAAGACGAAGAGCAGCAGGAACAGCAACAGCAGGAAGAGGAGCAGCAGGAGCAGCAGCAGCAGCAGCAGCAAACAAAGGAGCACCACGGUGACCAGAUACAACAGAAGAAGCGUCUCCAGAAGCUGCAGCAGGAACUGCAGCAGCAGCUGCAGCAACAGCAGCAUGAACAGCAGCAUCAGGAGCAGCCGCAGCAGCAACAGGAGCAGCUGCAGCAUCCGCAGCAGCAACACGAGCAGCAGCAGCAGCAACAGGAGCAGCAUCAGCAGCAACCACUGUUACACCGGCAUCACGUGCAGCGAUAUCGUUCACAGCAGCAGCAGCAGCAGCAGCAGCAAGAGGAGCAGCAGCAGCAGCAGCAACGGGCGCUUCAUGAGAAGACAAUGGGGAGUGAGCAUGCAGCAGCUGCAGCAGCUGCAGCAGCAACAGCAGUAGCAGCAACAGCAGCCGCAGCCGCAGCAGCAGCAGCAGCAGCCCCUGCAGCGUUUUCUCCCGCCAGCGCCACCCUAGCGCGGCGGCGAGUCCGAGGCCCUCUUCCGCAGCAGCAGCUGCAGCAGCUGCAGCAGCAGCAGCAGCAGCAGCAAGAGCAGCAGCGGCAGCAAGGACGGGAGCCGUCUGAGCAACGGGGGGUAUCUGUAGCAGCAGAACGCCUGCAAGGGCAGCUGUUUGCUGCUCCUGCUGCUGCUGCUGCUGCUGCUGCAGUUAAUGUUGUUGAGCUGCCUAUCCGCAGGAGGGUGUCUCGUCCCCGCAGCAUCGAGCAGCAGCAGCAGCAGCAGCAGCAACGGCAGCAACGGCAGCAGAAGCUGCCAGACCAUGAGACCGAUAAAGAAGGAGCAGCGGACAGCAGCACUGCUAGCAGCAGCGACAGCAGCAGCAGCGAGAGCAGCAGCAGCAACAGCCACAGUAGCAGCAGCAGCAGCAGCAGCAGCAGCAGCAGCUGGUCAAGGUUUUUAGGUUCAGAGGUUAUGAAGGGAGAAACAGAAUACUUCCUCUAUGUCCUUCCUUCCCAUCCUAACAAUUUGCUUCUCCCUGCAUCUUCUUCUUACCGCGUGUUGGAUUGCCCUGAUGGGAGUUCGAUGCUGCUGACGCAUGCGCUUCCUGCUGCUGCGGCUGCUGCUGCUGCUGCUGCUUGGGUGUCUUCCCCUGGAGCUGAUGGCGACGCGACAGCUGUUGCUGCAGCAGCUGCUGCGGCAGCAGCAGCAGCUGCAGAAGCAGCAACAGCAAAGGAAGCAGCAGCGGCGGCAGCAGAAACAGCAGCAGACACAGGAGAUAACUCAACCCGCCGUCUAUGUGUAUCUUUUCCUUCUGCUGCUAAUGGCCGUACUCGGUCUCGUUCAUUUCCUCAUGGUGCAGCAGCAGCAGCAGGAGCAGCAGCAGCAGAAGGUGCCUCACCAGCAGCAGCAGCAGCAGCAGCAGCAGCAGCAGCAGAGUUGUAUGACGAUUUAAUUCCUUCAAUUUCUUCUACGAUGCCACCGCCAGAAUAUUUACUAUUUUAUUGUCCCCGCAGCACUGCAGCAGCAGCAGCAGCAGCUGCUGCUGCAGCAGCAGCAGCAGAUACAGCAGCAGCUCCUGAAGGGGCUAUACCCCCUGCAGCAGAAGCAGGAACAGGAGAAACUGCAGCAGCACCAUCACCAGCAGCAGAAACAGCAGCAACUGGUGCAGCAGCAGCAGCAGGAACAGCAGCAGCAGCAGCAGCAGCAGGAACAGCAGCAGCAGCAGCAGCAGCAGCAAGUUCUAUACAACAACAGCAACAUACUAGUACAGUAGCAGCAGCAGAUACAGCAGCAGCAGCAGAUGCAGCAGCAGCAGCAGCAGACACUACAGCAGCAGAUACACCACAAGGAGAGACAACAGCAGCAGCAGCAACAGCAACAGCAGCACCAUUCCUGCUGCAGCAGCCAAAGCGUCCUUGGGAUAUUUACCUCACCUUGCUGCCUACCGAGCAGCAGCAGCAGCAGGAUCAGCAGCAGCAGCAGCAAGAGGAGGAGGAGGAGAGAGAUGCAGCAGCAGCAAAGUUAUUAGAUAUAAUAAGGAGACAGUUAGUUGCUGCUAAUUGUCCCCUUAAUGGGGUGUAUGCAGCAAAGGAGACUGCUGCGCUGCAGCAAACACUAACAGCAGCAAAAGUAUUUGUUAAUAAUCAUGCUAAGGAUAUACAGCAGCAGCAGCAACAGCAGCAGCAGCAGGAACAGCAACAACAGCAGCAGCAACAACAACAACAACAGCAGCAGCAACAACAACAACAGCAGCAGCAGCAGCAAGAAAUAAAUAUAUCUAUUGGUGCCUUACCUGUGCUGCAUUGGUUGCUGCUUAUGGAGAUAAAAAAUCUUCUAAGAAAUAAAUCAACAAAAGGAUGCUAUUUACACACCUGCUUCUCUGGGCAGCAGCCUUAUGUGGAGGUUGUGGGGCCCCGCUUGCCGCUGCUGCAGCUGCUAGCAGCUAUUAAGGGUUUGCUGCAGCAGGCUGCUCCUAUUACGGUGUAUAGGCAGGCAGCAGCAGCAGCAGCAACAGCAGCAGCAGCUGCUGCUGUAGAAGGUGCUGCAUAUCCACCAGCAACAGAAGAACCACAGAUGGCUGCUCUACCUUUGGAUAUAAUACCUCAAGAAUUACGUUGGGGCUUUUCUUUGCUGCGUCUUCUGCAAACCCCUCUUGGCAAAGAAUUAAGAACAGCAACAAAGUAUUAUAAGGGUAAAUUAGUGUUUGAUGGUAUAAAUUGUUCAUUAAACUUUUUAUGUAUAAAUUGUUGUCGUUAUUUAGCUGAGGAUACACUCCAAUUAUCUUUGCUGCAGUUAGCAGCAGCAACAGCAAACAGCAGCAAGUUGCUGCCAUGGCAAGCUGCUGCUGCACUCUCCGCACAAGCUAUACAUGAUGCACAUUUGCUGCUGCUGCAGCAACAGCAGCAGCAACAGCAGCAGGUAGAGGAGGAUGAGGAACAGAGACAGCAGCAGGAACAGAAACAGCAGCAGCAGGAGGAAGGGGAGGAGGUGCAGCAGCACGCUGCUACAGACGAUUCUAUACAAGAUACUGAAUCACCUGGUGCUGCUGCUGCUGCAGCAACAGCAGCAACAGCAGCAGAAGCAGCACCUGUUGUGUUACCGUUACCUUCUCUUUCUUUCCCUCUGUUGACGGAGGCAAUGGGUGGAUCUGCAGUGCUGCCUGUGUCUCCUCCUGCUGCUGCAGCAGCAGCAGUAACAGCAGCAGCAGCAGCAACAGCAGCAGGAGGGUGUGGGGUUGUGGGGCAUCUGCCAUUAACAGAGGGGGACGACCACCUCCAACUGCAGCAACAGCAGCAGCAACAGCAGCAGCAGCAGCAGCAGCAGGUAGCGGAGGGUUUAGAGGAAUUAGGGUUUAGUGUUACAAACCCUCCUGCUGCUUCUCGUGAUUUGUGGUUGCUGCUGUCUCCUGGUGGUGGUUUAUCUGCUGCUUCCUUGGAGGUGCUGCUGCAGCUGCAGCAGCAGCAGCCAGAGCAGCAGCAGCAGCAGCAGCAGCAGCAGCAGCAAACCCCUCCUAGGAGGCAGAGGCGGCUGCUGCUGCUAGAGGCAGAAGCAUUUGGUGCCCCUCGUUGCCCAUGGAAGGGACUCAUUGCUUCUGGUGCUGCUGCUGCUGCUGCCCCUGCUGCUGCUGCUCCUGCUGCAGCAGCAGCAGCAGCAGAUGCUACGCCGCCAUCUGAGUUCAGCAGCGAUGAACCACCCAAAGAAUCCGAACACAGCAGCAGCAGUAGCAGCAACAGCAGCAGCAGCAGCAGCAGCAGCAACAGCAGCAGCAGCAGCAGCAGCAGCAACAGCAGCAGCAGCAGCAACAAUGACAAAAACAGCAACAAUGCCAGCAGCAGCAACAACAACAAUGCCAGCAACAGCAACAACAACAAUGACAGCAACAGCAACAACAAUGACAGCAGCAGCAGCAGCAGCAGCAGCGGCAGCAGCAGCGGCAGCAGCAGCAGCGGCGGCAAUUGUACUGGUUGUGAUUCUGAGGUAUCUGAGGGUUUAGAUGGACAAACAAAGCAACAAACAAAACCCUACAAGGGUUUAGGUCUUGUUGCUCGUGUUGGUGCUGCAUGCAGCAGCAGCAGCAGCAGCAACAGCAGCAGCAGCAGCAGCAAUACCUGCUGCCCUCCUGGGUGUAUUCACGAGCAGGAAGCAAUUGAAAACUACAAACAAAUCCUCCUUGCCACAGAACAUCAAGGUAUAGUAGGAAGGAGUUUACCUCUAUCAGAGUUUCUUCUUCCUUGGUCAUUAGGAGGAAGAUUUCUUGGGCCUAAAGGAGAAAAUCGCAAAAAGUUCUUAAGAAGGACAGGAGCUUAUCUUGCUGUUGUUAAUGCUAAAUUACAGGCAAGAUUAUAUUAG